Molecule: messenger RNA, 3081 nt
Organism: Mytilus trossulus (common blue mussel)
Lineage: Eukaryota; Metazoa; Mollusca; Bivalvia; Mytilida; Mytilidae
Product: cullin-5-like
Exons: 18
Coding region: 115-2448 (777 amino acids)
Biological process (GO): SCF-dependent proteasomal ubiquitin-dependent protein catabolic process; protein ubiquitination
Cellular component (GO): SCF ubiquitin ligase complex; Cul5-RING ubiquitin ligase complex
Molecular function (GO): ubiquitin protein ligase binding; protein-macromolecule adaptor activity
Source: RefSeq, a predicted model, not a curated record
UGGAAUCACCCGUAGCCAUGAUGCUUGCUGAAAAUAACGUGUAUUCGGAAGUCUUCUCGGCCUUGUGUAUCAAUACACCGAAAACAACCGAUAGAUACGAGAGGAAUUAUAAAUAUGGCGAUGUUGAGGCAAGGACAGUCUCAGUUUGAGGACCGAUGGCCCUCCAUGAGACCGACUGCCUUAAAAUUACUCAGACAAGAACCUGUUACCAAAGCAGAAUGGCAGGAUCUGUUCUGUGCAGUACAUUCAGUAUGCCUUUGGGAUGACAAAGGUCCACAGAAGAUGUAUCAAGCUUUACAAGAUGAUAUACUAGAAUUCAUACAGCAUGCACAAUCAAGGGUAUUAAAAAACCAAGAAGAUUCAGCAUUACUGAAAGCAUACAUAGCAGAAUGGGGUAAAUUCUUCACACAGUGUGACUAUCUACCUAAACCAUUCAUGCAGCUUGUUACCUCAUUAUCCGGUAAACCACAUGGUAGUGUACCAAAGAAAACUCCAGGAGAGGAGAGUUUAGUUAGAAAGUUGAUGUUAGAUAGCUGGAAUCAAAAUAUAUUUUCUAAUAUCAAACAGAGGCUACAGGAUAGUGCAAUGAAAUUAUUACAUGCUGAGAGAAAUGGAGAGGCUUUCGAUUCUCAACUUGUUAUAGGUGUAAGAGAGUCUUAUGUAAAUUUGAGUUCAGAUGUAGAAGAUAAAUUGAAGAUUUACAGAGAGAAUUUUGAGAAAGCCUACUUAGAAGCAACAGAAAAGUUUUACAAAUUAAAAGCUCCACAGUACUUAGAAGCUAAUGGUGUACAGAAUUAUAUGAGAUAUGCAGACUCCAAACUGAAAGAAGAGGAGGCCAGAGCUAGGAGGUACCUGGAGACAGGAUGGGGAUGUAACUCAGUUGCUACAUUAACAGAAUGUUGUGUUACUGUACUAGUGACUGCAUUUAAAGAAACCAUAUUAAAAGAAUGUGCUCAAAUGAUCAAAAGUAAUGAAACUGAAAGAUUACGUCUUAUGUUCAGUCUAAUGGACAGGGUGCCAGAUGGUAUAACUCAGAUGCUUGUAGAUUUAGAACAUUACAUUUUCAAUCAAGGGUUAGCAGAUAUGAUGGCUGCAGCAGAGUCCAUUACAACAGAUUCAGAGAAAUAUGUAGAACAAUUAUUAGAAUUAUUUAACAGAUUUAGUACUCUAGUCAAAGAUGCUUUUAUGGAUGAUCCAAGAUUCCUUACAUCUAGAGAUAAAGCUUACAAGUCAGUUGUGAAUGACACAUCAGUAUUCCGUCUAGAAAUUCCUAUGAAAAAUAAAGGUAUUGGUGCCAAAACACAGCCUGAGUCAAAGUGUCCUGAACUGUUAGCUAACUACUGUGAUAUGUUGUUACGUAAAACACCAUUAAGUAAGAAACUCACGUCAGAGGAAGUGGAAACUAAAUUAAAAGAUGUGUUACUUGUGUUAAAGUAUGUACAGAAUAAAGAUGUUUUUAUGAGAUAUCACAAAGCACAUCUAACACGACGAUUGAUAUUAGACACAUCAGCAGAUAAUGAGAAAGAAGAAAAUAUGGUGGAAUGGUUAAGGGAAGUAGGUAUGCCUGCAGACUAUGUAAAUAAAUUAGCCAGAAUGUUCCAAGAUAUUAAAGUCAGUGACGAUCUCAAUCAAGAAUUUAAAGAUGCUCACCGGAACAAUAAUGAAGGAAUUGCAGAUUCUAUAAAUAUAAAAAUCCUUAAUGCUGGAGCAUGGGCCAGGUCUAGUGAUAGAAUAGCUGUAACACUGCCAAUGGAAUUAGAAGACUAUAUCCCACAAGUGGAGGAAUUUUACCGACAGAAACACAGUGGUCGUAAACUACAGUGGCAUCAUCUGAUGUCUAAUGGUAUUAUUACUUUUGGUAACGAUACAGGCAAGUUUGAUUUAGAAGUGACAACAUUUCAAAUGGGAGUAUUAUUUGCCUGGAAUCAGAGACCGAAAGAUAAAAUAAGUUAUGAAAGUUUACGUUUAGCAACAGAACUACCAGAUACAGAAUUGAGAAGAACACUAAUGUCAUUAGUAGCAUUUCCUAAGAUUAAAAGGCAGCUAUUAUUGUGUUCACCUGAAGCUAAAUCAUUGAAAGAAUUCACAGACAGUACACAGUUCUGGGUAAAUCAGGAAUUCUCACUUAUUAAAAAUGGAAAAGUACAGAAAAGAGGUAAAAUAAACUUAGUAGGACGUUUACAGUUAUCCACAGAGAAAAGUCAAGAAGAAGAUAAUGAAGGCAUCAUGCAGCUUAGGAUAUUACGUGUUCAGGAAGCAAUUGUAAAGAUUAUGAAGAUGAGAAAGCGAAUAACCAACGCAGCUUUACAGACUGAACUUGUAGAAAUAUUACGAAAUAUGUUUCUACCCUCUAAAAAACUGAUUAAAGAACAAAUUGAAUGGUUGAUAGAACAUAAAUAUAUGAAGCGAGACGAGGAUAAUAUAAAUAUGUUUAUUUAUAUGGCAUAAUGUAUAUGUACUAAUGUAAACAUCCCUUUUCGGCAAUCUUAAAAUGAAUGGUGCUUGUCGAUCGAAGCUGCUCUUCGUAUUUGACUGGCCUCAUUUUUGUUCUUGGACUUUUUGUACCUUAUUCAAUAAAGUAAGGACCUGAAGCUCUUAGAAAAUAAAAUAAUGGAUCUAAUAUUGAAACUGAAUUUUUAUUCACUAACUGAAUUGAACUAAUUUUGUAGUUUAAUAGUAUUUCCUGUUGUUAAAGAAAUAACAGCAGAGCUCUAUUUAUUGGUUUCUUGCAGCAAUUUUCAUAAACACCAAUAUUUUACACCAUAUUAUUUUCACAAUUUGCCUUUAAGGUCCAUGCUCUCAGCUUUUAAGUUACAAUAAGUUUCCUUUUCUUGAUACAGAUGUAACUAUCAUUUUUUUAAAGACAAUAUUUUGCUGUAGAUUUAAAUAGUAAUUAAAUUGGUAAUUUAACCCUCACAUAAGAUCAUGCAUUUUCAAAUGCGAAAUUUCCUGGAAGGGCUGUUGGUGAAAAAUGAUGACUGCUGUUUUUAAUAAUUUGCCCAUAAUGAUAUUUUUCAUAUCCCAAAGUUAUAGAUAUAUGAAUAUCUCUUUACCUCAUUUCUUUGAAUUUUUAUAAGCAUU